Periconia digitata is the source of this 1702-nucleotide messenger RNA. Lineage: Eukaryota; Fungi; Ascomycota; Dothideomycetes; Pleosporales; Periconiaceae. The record is from the annotation of a GenBank genome assembly.
CAAUAUUUAAACAGUCAUCUUCUCUUCAACUUCUACCCAACUUUAACCUCACACUUGAAACAUGCGUUCUCUCUCACAAUCCCUUGCGCUUGCCGCUGCCCUCUUUACAGGCAUUGCUGUGGCCGUCACUCCCAUCGAGGUCCAGGGCCGUGACUUCAUCGAUCCCACUACCAACAAGCGUUUCAUGAUCGUCGGAGCCGACUACCAACCAGGCGGCCAGGCAGGUUACAAGCCCGAUCAAAAGGUCGAUGCCUUGAGUGACAAGGAAAUUUGCCUUCGUGAUGCCGUCAUGUUGCAGCGCCUGGGUGUCAACACAAUCCGCGUGUACAAUGUCGACCCCACUCUGAACCACGACGACUGCGCGAGCAUCUUCAAUGCCGCUGGAAUCUACAUGAUCCUCGACGUGAACGGCCCCCAGAGCGGAGAGUCUAUCAACAGGCUCGAGCCGUGGACCAGCUACCACAAGGAUUACCUGACCAGGAUCUUCGGCGUAGUUGAGAACUUCAAGUCCUACCCCAACACACUUGCUUUCUUCGCAGCCAACGAAGUCAUGAAUGAUAUGGAAACCGGCAAGAUCAACCCUCAGUACAUCCGUGCUGUGCAGCGUGACUUGAAGAACUACAUCAAAGCCAACGUCGACAGGAAAAUCCCCGUCGCUUACAGUGCUGCCGAUGUGCGCGAAAUUCUCGAGGAUACUUGGGCGUAUAUGCAGUGCGACAACUCGGACAAUUCGGAAAGUGAUUUCUUCGGUUUGAACUCCUACAGCUGGUGUGGCAGCGGUGCCACAUUCGAAUCAGCCGGCUACAGCGAGCUCGUCGACAUGUUCAAGGAUAGCAGCGUUCCCGUCUUCUUCUCCGAAUACGGUUGCAACGAAGUGCAGCCCCGUGUCUUUGAGGAAGUUGCCACUCUCUACAGCGAGAAGAUGAAGACGCUCAGCGGAGGUCUUGUCUACGAGUACUCGCAGGAAGCCAACAACUACGGUCUUGUUGAUGUGAACACGGAUGGAACCGUCAAGCUCCGUGCAGACUUUGACAACCUCCAAAAGGCCUACUCCAAGCUCGACAUGUCUAAGCUCGAGGCUCCCCAGACACCCAUCAAAGCACCCAAGUGUGAUUCCAAGCUCAUCAAGAACAAGGCAUUCGACUCCAACUUCACGAUUCCCGCUGUCUGCCCCGGCUGUGAGGACAUCAUCAAGAACGGUAUCCAAAAGCCUACCCAGGGCAAAAUCGUAAAAGUAACGGAUACCAAGUGCCCCAAGGCUGUCAAGGGAACCAAGGGCGAUGAACUGAAGGACCUUGAGCUGAAGAUUGUUUCCAACAACGAUGGUGCCAGUGCGCCCAGCAACAAGACGAAGCCCGACACUACCUUGACCCCCUCCAACGGCACCACGCCUUCGCUUAAUGGCACCGCUCCCGUUCAAGCCCCCUUCAAGAACGAGACGGAAUGCGCAAACAGCACAACCCCAGCAGCACCGGGUAACAGCUCCACCACCGUGACUCUUCCUAGCGCUCCCGUCGUUCCCCCCGUCCUCCCUACCGCCCCGUCCACAAACCAGAACCAACCCCCCUCUGCCCCAGCUGCUGCCCCCUCCGCAAACGCAAGCUCCAGCCCGGCGUUGAACACGAACGCUGCUGCUUCAGUGCUUGCUAGCGGAUGGAUGUCGGCUGUCGCUCUUGGAUUCGCUGCUCUGAUGGUGUUGUAA